This is a messenger RNA of Musca vetustissima, 759 nucleotides long. RefSeq names its product seminase-like. Gene Ontology annotation, molecular function: serine-type endopeptidase activity. Gene Ontology annotation, biological process: proteolysis. The record is from RefSeq and is a predicted model, not a curated record. Bases 1 to 759 code for a protein of 252 amino acids. Lineage: Eukaryota; Metazoa; Arthropoda; Insecta; Diptera; Muscidae. The transcript has a single exon.
AUGAAACCAACAUCGGUUACAUUUGUUUUCUUGCUCCUAGUUGUUUUAAACGAGACCUGCGCUAAUGCUGUCAGUAAAUUGCGCAUAAUUGGUGGAAAGAAAACGACCAUAAAUCAAACAAAAUAUAUUGUAUCGUUGCGUUUAAAAAAUGGUGAAUUCUUUUGCGGUGGAACUUUAGUGGCCAAGAGAUAUGUGGUAACGGCUGCACAUUGCAUGGAGGGUCUUACCGCGAGGGACUUUAAUGUUCAUGGUGGUGUCACCUAUCUAAAUCAGAUCGGAGUUCGGCGGUCUGUUCAGAAAAUAAGCAUACCGAAAUCAUUCAAUAUGAAAAAUGUUAAUAUGGAUGUGGCCGUAUUGAAAUUAGAUAAACCUAUGACCGGCCGAUAUAUUGCCCCAAUUCGAUUAUGUUCUCAUCGUAUUCGUACCAACGAUUGGGUUAAAGUUUCCGGUUGGGGUCUAACACAUGAAAAUGGUACACGACCAUCAAAUCAAUUGCGUACCGUGAAUGUGCGCAUGAUAUCGAAACAGAAAUGUAAACGAGAUUAUCGUAGUGUAAUGCAGUUAUCGCGUACAAUGAUGUGUGGCUCAGUACCGGGCAAAAAGGAUGCUUGUUCUGGGGAUUCAGGGGGACCCUUGGUGCACCGUGGCGAAUUGUGUGGCAUUGUUUCGUUUGGAAUCGGUUGUGGUCGUAAGAAUUUUCCUGGUGUUUAUACGACUGUAAAUCAUGUAAAGAGAUUUAUAAGACAAUCUAUGAAAUGA